This is a messenger RNA of Ostrinia furnacalis (Asian corn borer), 894 nucleotides long. RefSeq names its product cocoonase (gene Coc). Gene Ontology annotation, biological process: proteolysis. Lineage: Eukaryota; Metazoa; Arthropoda; Insecta; Lepidoptera; Crambidae. Gene Ontology annotation, molecular function: serine-type endopeptidase activity. The transcript has 5 exons. The record is from RefSeq and is a predicted model, not a curated record. Bases 17 to 817 code for a protein of 266 amino acids.
UCCAUAGUUUACUAACAUGUGCAAAGUAUCAUAUCUCGCUCUUGGGCUAGUACUUUGUGUGGCGAUUAAUAACGAUGUAUUAGGCAAACGACACGGACAUGCCGUCAAGAAUAACGGGGGCAAGAUUGUGGGUGGGUACAACGACACCAUCCAGAAUGUUCCGUACAUAGUUUACCUGUUGGUGCUGAUGGGGACUGACUACUACCAGUGCGGCGGGUCCAUCAUCAGCUCGAGGUAUAUCCUGACAGCUGCGCAUUGUCUCACUGGAGUAUCAAGAGUGUACGUCAGAGCAGGUAGUGAUGACUCCGAGAGCGGUGGCAAGAUGUCCUCUACCUCCGUCUACAGGCAGCAUCCUCAAUACAACCCGGCGACCAGCGACUAUGACGUGGCCGUCGUCAGGCUGACCAGGCCUCUGACCCUGGACGGAACCACAAUGAAGGCGGUGACGUUACCAGAAGCAGGGCAGGAGGUGCCGGCUGGCACUGAGCUGUUCGUUUCUGGGUGGGGAGAUACUACCGAAAACGGUCAAACCAGCAGAUAUUUGAUGUCGGUGAAGAUACCCACAGUGUCGACAGCUGACUGCCGGCAAGCUUACGGCCAGAACGCAAUCACUGAGAGGAUGAUCUGCGCGGGAGUGCCCGAGGGUGGCAAGGAUUCUUGUCAGGGUGAUUCUGGAGGUCCAGCAGUGAACGACGCAACGGGACUGCAAGUGGGCGUCGUCUCGUUCGGGACAGGCUGCGCCAGACCUGGUAUUCCAGGAGUAUACACGAAUGUCUCUAGCGUGAGAGGCUGGAUCAAGAGAAAUACUGGCGUUUAGAACAAUUUUUACAGCUGGAGUUGUAAGUGUAAAGUUUCAAAAGGUCAAUACAUCCCAAUACAAUUCAAGCAGCCUCA